Cajanus cajan (pigeon pea) is the source of this 1630-nucleotide messenger RNA. It is a transcript of the gene BAG7, whose product is annotated as BCL-2-associated athanogene 7. NCBI's taxonomy places the organism in Eukaryota, Viridiplantae, Streptophyta, Magnoliopsida, Fabales, Fabaceae. Gene Ontology annotation, biological process: protein folding. Gene Ontology annotation, cellular component: plasmodesma. Gene Ontology annotation, molecular function: protein-folding chaperone binding. The record is from RefSeq and is a predicted model, not a curated record.
AUUCAGUACGCGGCGCCCCAAGUUCACACCUAAUCCGUCAUCGCAAAUUCCUGAAUUUCCAAUUAUACCCUCGUCUUCUUCUCCUCGUACCCCUCAUUUCCUUGUCGCCAUCUCCAUUCUCCCUUUAAAGUUUAAACCCAUUCCCUUUCAACAUCACCACUCACACUCAUACUUCACUAUUCUACAUACACCCAACGAGUUAUCGCCGAUUCAACUCACCCAACCAUGUCCCGAUUCAGGCGACUUCACCUCAUUCAGCAACCUUCCCCUUUCUGCUACUCCGAAACCCUAGCUUUCCCUUCCUUCGUCCAAGACUCCUUUUCCCUAUCCCUCGACUUUCCGCUACUUCCGAGUGCCUUCGAGGGGUUCGCGGAUCUGGUGCACGCGCCCGCGCUCUCUUACCGGCGCCUCCAGAGCGACCUGCGCUUGCAGACUCUCGCCGACCGCGUGGCCGAGCUGGAGUCGCGGUUCGAGCGCGUGCUCGGCGGCGACCGGAAGUACACGUGGACGGCGGAGAUCAAGGGAGCGGAGAGGAACGGCUUUGAUCGGAAGUACAAGUGGGUUGCGGAGAUCGUUGAGGAGGAGGAGAAGAAGAAGUUGGCGAAGAACGUGAAAUGGACGGCUGAGAUCACGGGGAAAGGAGAGGAGAGUGGAAGCUCCAGGAAGUAUACGUUUCAGGUGGAGAGUGGUGGUGCUGAGAAGAAGGGGAAGGAAAAGGAGAAGGUGAAAGAGAAGGAGAAGCACAAGAAGAAGGGAAAUGGGUUGCGCAUUGUGGAGAUUCAUGAGCCAAGUGAUCAUAGAGAUGUCGUUUUGAGACAGGCAUUUGCCAAGAGGUUUGGAGCUGUUCAAAAUGAGAGGGGCAAAAAGAAGGACGUGUCUCCUCAAGAUGCUGCAUUGUUGAUCCAGAUCACUUUUAGAGCUUACUUGAUCCGUAGGUCAAAGGCUCUGCGUGCCCUUAGAGAACUGGCCGUUGCAAAAUCUAAAUUAAAAGAAAUCAGAGCCCAAUUCAAUAACUUUGCUUACCGCCGUCAUGUAGCUCGUGAUGCAGAGGAGCGCCAGCGGUUUUCUGAGAAAAUCAUUGUCUUGCUCCUCACUGUUGAUGCCAUUGAGGGAGCUGAUCUGAUGGUAAGAUCUGCGAAGAGGUCAAUGGUGGAUGAGCUGGAAGCAAUGCUUGAUGUGGUAGAUCCCCAGCCUGGUGGAAGAUCUGCAUCAGCAUCACUCUCCUUCAAAAGGAGGACAUUUGAUAUGCCUGAUGGAGUCAUCCGGAAGGAAAUUGAAGAAGGCGUUGCACAGGUUGUGCAAAUGCUUGAAGAAGCAGAGAAUAGCAGCAGCACUUUUGAAGUGUGACUGUGAGAUCAUGGAAGUAAUAUUUAUCUGUUUGUUUCAUGCUUUCCUUCUGCUGUUGUAGUUUGUUUGUAGACGUAUUUUUUAGUCUAAGAUUUCAAGACUUCUAAAUCAGGCUUUUCAUUCAAUCGUAUUUGUUUUCUUGAACUUUUGGGCACAUUCUGAAUGAAAAGUUUGGCUUGCGUAGAGCUGUGUUAUUUAACUAUGACCUAGAGAACCUUGUUCAUUUGUAUCUAUCCUUUUGCCUACAACUCAGGUUAAUCUACGAUGCAUCUUAUUUCCCUAU